AUGCACAUAUCUAGAGAGGACCUGCAGCCCAGAUACACUUCACCCCCUACUCUACAGGACUACCUUCACAGAUCUAAUGCCCUGGAUCCAAGGUUUAAGUCCCUGUCUCACAUGGACCCUGCCCUACGCCAGAGGACAUACAGUGACCUCACCACAGAGAUUGUGAGCAGUCUGGGCACUAAAGACUGUGAUGAGGGUCAAGCUCAAGCUGCAGAGCCAACAGGAGCAAACUUGGACUCAUCAUCUCCUCCACAAAAGAAGUCGGUGAUGGCAGAGCUUUUUGGAGAGACCUUUGCCAGCAAAGACAACAAGACUUCUGCUGACAUCAUCAAAGAGGAGGUGGAAUCCUAUCUGCUGGCAGCAAGCGGCAUUACAGUGGAUGGUGAUCCGAUGACAUGGUGGAAAAGCAAUGAGUGUAAAUACCCUCAUGUUGCCAAGAUGGCAAGAUGCUAUCUCGCUGUGCCACGCUCUUCAGUUCCUUCUGAGAGAGUGUUCUCAACAGCAGGGGACAUAGUGACUGCACAGAGGUCCACACUCUCCCCAGAGAAUGUAGACAUCCUUGUCUUUUUUUAA
Molecule: messenger RNA, 573 nt
Organism: Rana temporaria (common frog)
Lineage: Eukaryota; Metazoa; Chordata; Amphibia; Anura; Ranidae
Product: zinc finger BED domain-containing protein 4-like
Exons: 2
Coding region: 1-573 (190 amino acids)
Molecular function (GO): protein dimerization activity
Source: RefSeq, a predicted model, not a curated record